Messenger RNA from Hydra vulgaris (swiftwater hydra), 2573 nucleotides. The record is from RefSeq and is a predicted model, not a curated record. NCBI's taxonomy places the organism in Eukaryota, Metazoa, Cnidaria, Hydrozoa, Anthoathecata, Hydridae.
UCUUGGUUAAAACAAUAUUUACGAAAGGAAAAAAUAAAAAUUUUAUGUUACGCAAGAGGUUAUGAAAAUCGGCAACGAUAAAAAAAUUCUUAUAAAAUAAUGCAGAAGAAAAUGUGCUGAAGAUCCUGCACUGUAUUUUUAAGUCACUAAGAGUUUUUAUAAAGAAAUUAUUGAAUACAAAAAUGGAAAAAAAAAUUGUAAAAGAUAUUGGGAAGAGGAAGUUUCUUAGAUCAAGCAAAAACAAACUUUUUAUCAUAAAUGAGGCUAAACCAGCUAUUACAUGUCUUCAACUCCCUACUGGAAUGGAUGUUCUUCAACACAUUGUCUACAGAAGAUCACUACUUCCUCAUAAUGUUAAGAAGUCAGCAAUUUUAUCAUGCCCUCCUUACAAGAUUCAGGGUUACAAGAGAUGUGAAGUAGAUGAUUGUGAAUGCAUUUUAGGCUUAAUUAAAAGACCAUGGCUUAAAGCGAGAUUUCAAGUAAUGUCAGAUAAAAGUAUUAUCAAGAACCUUAUGAAGAUGGACAAGAAGUAUUCAGAUUUGAGUAGAAAUAAAUGCAGAGGAACAGCUAGAGACAAGGUUAAUCAAGGGGAGUUUAUUUCAUUUUUGAAAAAGCUGUUUUAGAUUGGUUCUACAGAUUUAAAGAACCAAAUUAGGAAGGAUAAAAAACGCUCAGAUAAGCACGAUGAUUUAACUUUUUUGGAAGACCAGGAAGGACCGAGAUAUUUUAGUUUGGGAUCAGAAGAUAGAAAAUUUAGCGAAAAAGGUUUUGUGUUGUUUUUAUUGGGUUAAUUUGACGUUUAUUAUUCAAAUUUGCUAAUUUAACAUACAUUAUUUGUUAAUACACAUACACUAUGUUAAAACAAAUUUUAGGUUUCUGAAGGUGAGAGGAAGAGGACAAGGCUAGAAGACGAAUCUCCGAAGAUUGAUGCUACCUCAGAAUUAGACUUAAAUUUCACUGACACUAGCGCUGAUUCUGAUUCAGAAUUUGAACCCGAAGUUUGGCAUCAUAGAAGAGCAGAUGAUUGCAACAUUACUGCUAAAGUCCCUAAGAAUAUUUUUGAUGGAAAUGUAUCUAUCAUAGCUACAGCAAAUGAUAUCUCCCCCAAUGUCUUACAAAAAGUAACUGGAGCAAUUCUUCAAGAUUGUGGAGUUGAUAUCGCAAAAUGCAAAGCCAGUGCUUCAACAGCAUUAAGGAAGAUGAAAAAAACUGCUAAGGAUACUGCAGAAAUUGCUAAAUUAGAUAUAAAGAAGGCCAUGGAAAAAAGCCGUUAUCCCUGUAUAAUUCAUUUUGACGGAAAGACUUUGUUUGAAAUAAAUCAGGGAAAACCGUGGAAGGAACAGUUUUGAAGGAAGCUGCAAGGAAAACUUUAGAUUACUGUGAGACCUAUAUUACUAAAAAAUCCAAUAUGAGGAAUGACCGAAGAGAGUUGGCUGAGCUAACCAUGCAGUAUUUAUCCCCUUCUGCACAUUUCAAAUUAAAGAAAACUGGAGCUGUUCAUCAUGCUAGGUUUUUAGGCAAGAGUUUAUACUACCUUAAACUUCAGCUUUUGUGCAAGCAACUGACAUUUGUGCAAGAAAAUGAUAAUCUACGCAAAGAUUUAAAACUCAUCUGCGAGUUCAUAGUAGGUUUUUACACAAGGUGGUACCUUCAAGCACAUAAAGCAAUUCAAUCUCCUGCGUCUGAUCUUGAUGCAAUCUUUCAGAUGAAAGAGUAUAAGAAAGUUUGCUCCAAUGCGGAGGCAGUAGACGCAGUGUUAGCAUCUCUUUAUAAGCAUACAUGGUAUCUUGAUUCAACGAUUAUUCCCUUGGCUCUUUUGGAUAAAAAUAUUUCUAUGGAUAAAAAAACAGCCAUUGCAGAAGCUUUGCUUUCCUUCCAAAUGCCAGAUCCAGAUUUUUUUAAACAUAGAAGCAAAGAUCGAAUAGACGAGAUUAAUAUCAUAAAUAAUAUGAAGGUACCAACCCUCUCUCUUUUGGUUAAUGAGUUUUCAUAUUUAAUUUUUUCAAUGAUAGGGUUGGAUAAUCAGAGAGUGAGAGACUGGUUGUCACUUCCAACCAAUAUUGGCACACCCAGUCCUCGUUUAAGAAUUUUGAAAACUUUGCCAAAAUGUUAAUUGUUGUCAAUGAUUAUUCUGAACGAGCAAUCGGAAUGAUGCAGAAGUUUGUACAAAGAUUCGAAAAUGAGGAUGACAAGCAGAACAGACUUUUAACUGUCGACAAAGUAAGGUCAACUUUCCACGUUUUUGGUGUGGGAAAAAGUAAUAAUACAAAAAAAAAACAUCAGAAAGCCUGAUGUCACUCUCUAAAUUAAAGAAAAGGAAAUUGUAGGCUUAGGAAAUUGUUAUUCAUUUUAAAAUACUUAUUUCAAUUAAUGCAUAAUUUUUGUCUUGAUAGUAUUUGUAAGGAUUUUAAUUAAAUGGUAAAUUACUUAUUUAGUUCAAAAUAGUUUGUUUUUUUGGUUGAUUUAAGCGGGAAUUUUUACGUCUGUCCAUCUGAAUGAACUUUAAGUAUGAAAAUACAUAAUUUACUGAUUUCAUAACCACUUGCGUAAAUUAAACUUUUCAUUUUUUGAUU